Molecule: messenger RNA, 1119 nt
Organism: Zerene cesonia (dogface butterfly)
Lineage: Eukaryota; Metazoa; Arthropoda; Insecta; Lepidoptera; Pieridae
Product: cholesterol 7-desaturase nvd-like
Exons: 8
Coding region: 1-1119 (372 amino acids)
Biological process (GO): chlorophyll biosynthetic process; cholesterol metabolic process
Cellular component (GO): chloroplast
Molecular function (GO): 2 iron, 2 sulfur cluster binding; chlorophyllide a oxygenase activity
Source: RefSeq, a predicted model, not a curated record
AUGGAGGAGUAUUCUUCAAUCGGUUUCGAUCACAUCCCCCACGCGAAGGGAGCGGACAGGAGUCUACAUAUAAAGUGGUCACAAAGAAACCGCCCCCUGGGGGAGAAGAUCCCCCCUCCUUACCCGAAUGGAUGGUAUGCGUUGGCUGAAAGCGUGGACUUGAAAAUCGGCGGAGUAGCCUCUAUAGACGCACUAGGGCAAAAUUUCUGCAUAUAUCGGGGAGAGGACGGUGCUGCUAGGGUGGUGGACGCGUACUGCCCCCACUUAGGGGCCAACUUCGGGGCCGGUGGGGCAGUCAGGGGCAACUGUAUAGAAUGCCCCUUCCAUAUGUGGCGGUUCGGGGAGAAUGGAGAAUGUACAUAUAUACCUGAUACAAAAACGAUACCCAAAGUGUCCCUUAAGACCUGGCAUACAAUGGAAGUGGAUGGUGCUGUGUGGGUGUGGUACGAUGCGGAGGGGCGAGCCCCGCUGUGGACCGUGCCCCCGAUACCGGGCAUAGACGCCUGGGGGUAUAGAGGCAGGAACGAGUUUGUUGUCAGCACACAUAUACGGGACAUACCAGAGAAUGCAGCAGACGCCUCUCAUCUUCACACAGUGCAUGGAUUAUCGUUUAUGACCGACUUGGGCAAGAGAUAUCCGAUGUUGAAUAAAUUUGUGGGCUACCACUCUUGGAAGAGUCACUGGUCCAGAUCAGAGGAAUGGCACAUCGCACAACUAUUCAUCGAGCAGAAAUUCUUUGUGAUGAAACUCAAUAUAUUUCCUUUGAAUGUUUCUGUAGAUCAGAUUGGACCAGCCCAUGUGCGUUUGACCUUCAAUUCGAUAAUUGGCCCCAUGGUUGUGGUACAAACUGUCACACCUCUGGGGCCAAUGCUACAAAGAGUGGUCCAUAGAGUUUAUUCGCCGACCUGGAAUGCCAUUCUGGUCAGUCCUGUAGCACUGGUUGAAGCUUUACAGUUCGAGCGCGACGUGGUGAUAUGGAACAACAAGAAGCACGUGAGCGCGCCGCCCUACGUGAAGGCGGACAAGUCGAUCCGCGCCUUCCGCGACUGGUUCGCGCAGUUCUACAGCGCCGCCAGCGUCUCCAUGCGCGACGCGACGGCGCGCCCGCUCGACUGGUGA